AUGCUGUCCCCACUUGCUGCGGGCAAGGGUGCAAGCGCUGAGGAAGAGAAGGCAGAUGUUCCGGCACUUCUGGAAACCAUUCCGAUACAUGCCGACUUUGUAAUGGCGGCGGGGAUUAUUGGUGAAGGGAAGAGAUUUGAGUGGGUCGUUGGUGGUGAGGGGGAUGAGAAGUCAGUGGUAAAGAGCAGGAUGGACAGGAAGGUCUAUACCCACGUUCCGAUGACAAAGGAUGGGAAGUCCAAGAUUAGAUUGGAUGGACGAGAAGAUUCUGUUCUAGGAGAAGGAGACGGUGCGUUUGUUAGCAGCGUUCAGGCCGGUGAUGUGCUUGGCUUUGAGAGUAUUGGUGAGGAGGAAGCGGAGGUCGUGAUUUUGGACAGCGAUUGA
Messenger RNA from Pseudogymnoascus verrucosus, 384 nucleotides. RefSeq lists its product as uncharacterized. The coding region runs from base 1 to 384 and encodes 127 amino acids. The record is from RefSeq and is a predicted model, not a curated record. Lineage: Eukaryota; Fungi; Ascomycota; Leotiomycetes; Thelebolales; Thelebolaceae. The transcript has a single exon.